AUGGCGACAAAUCCAACCAUCUCUCUCGACUCAGCCGUCGAUCUUCUAACAUCAGCGCUGCAAGAUCCCGCCAAAACCAAUGUCUGCGCCGUGGGGCUGGGACUUGCUGCGGACCGCAUUAACAUAGCGCUCGAGGGAUGUACGACCAUCGCUGCCAGGAUCAAGAUCGUGAAAGCUUACCCCCAGCUACUCAGAGCCGGCAUCAAGUUCCUCACAUUCAAUCAGCCUCUUCCAGGCCAUGUCGCGAUGGUUAAUCAUUUGAAUACUUGCCGAUGCGACUUGUGGUGCUCGACGGCAAAACGUAAUCAUCAGCCCAGCAGGCCCCGACCCGACGGGCAAGUCAAGGUACACAACAUCGACCUCUUAUUUGAUGCAGUAAUCGCUGUCAGCAAUUGCCUUAUCCUUGCCCUUUCCGAUCGAACACAACACAAGUUUGACACCGGAAACGUAGAUAAUGGCGAGAAGCAUUGGCCACAAGGCCCCGAUGACCUACUUCCCAAAGGACCCAAGGACGCUGUUCUUGGACUAGAGCUCUGGGUUGCAAAUGUGUCCUAUGGAGAUGUCAUCUUCAAGUUGGCUGGCUGCUUAGCUUUAUUUUACGACCCGUUCGCUCGAGAAGUCCUCCAGUAUCUGCACUUUCGGUUUACUCUCGCUCGACCUUUUGGACAUCUUGAGCAUGCCAUCAAGUUUUACAACGAAGGUGACCCCUCCCCCCUCGCCCGUACCCUUUUCUUCCAAUACUCAGUCACAACUAUAUUCGAUUUUUUUGACAAUCUCAUAAGCUGCGACACUGUUCGGUUCAACAUACUGCUCAUGGCACGAGGUCGUGAGGUCGGGGCUUCGCCUGUUCUUGCACGUCUUACGACAAUCUCGUCCACUCUGCCUCCGCAAGAAUGGAGGAAGACCUGCCGUCUGGUGCACUUCAUGGGUGCUUACAUCAAUGCGGACAUGGAUCCAACCACAGGAGUCAGACUCGUAAAAUUCGAAUGA
Messenger RNA from Cyclocybe aegerita, 990 nucleotides. NCBI's taxonomy places the organism in Eukaryota, Fungi, Basidiomycota, Agaricomycetes, Agaricales, Hemipholiotaceae. The record is from the annotation of a GenBank genome assembly.